AUGAUACCUCGCUCCGAUGUUAUGUGUUAUAUGACGGACGAAAGCUUAGCACCUUUUUAUCGAAAUCGAAGGAAUCCGCCGUCGUCUUCUGGUGGAAGCGACCUUCGAAUCUCUUCACGCAACACUUCCACUCGAAAUGGAAGUAAACUCAACAAUUAUGAAACAAGAGAUUCCUCUAAACCCGAACUUUUCUUCACAUAUAUUCUUAUCUACAUUCCUACAUUCGUUCCUUUUAUUCAGGAUGCUCUUUCAAUCGACUCCCUGAUCUUCCGCUUAGUUGUGAAGUCCCAUAACCGGCAAAACGUUGGGAUUUCGACCACUUCAUCUGCUAUCCUGUGUCGAUCACAUGUUCAGCCACUUCUAAUUGCGGUUCUGUCUUCUGAUGACCUCUUCUGUAUGGGUCGACAUGUGACCCCCACAUAA
This is a messenger RNA of Protopolystoma xenopodis, 423 nucleotides long. The record is from the annotation of a GenBank genome assembly. Lineage: Eukaryota; Metazoa; Platyhelminthes; Monogenea; Polystomatidea; Polystomatidae.